Microdochium trichocladiopsis is the source of this 787-nucleotide messenger RNA. RefSeq lists its product as uncharacterized. Lineage: Eukaryota; Fungi; Ascomycota; Sordariomycetes; Xylariales; Microdochiaceae. The record is from RefSeq and is a predicted model, not a curated record. The coding region runs from base 157 to 714 and encodes 185 amino acids. The transcript has 3 exons.
CUCUGCUCAAAUUCAUGGAUUGCGUUGAUGACCUUCCAGUGUUUGAUGUUGGAGCUGUCAGCCUCUUGGCCACCCCUUUUGCCCUUUUCAAUCUGGAAAUAUUCAGCCUGAUAGCCGUCCAACGUCUGCUGGCCCACCUUUGCAGCAAGCUUUGCCAUGUCGAUUCUGAGGAAGUCUGCGGGUUUGCCGUUCUCGUCCAUCCCUUUCUCUACUGCAGUCUCCGCCGCAAUUUUCUUGUUUGCUAAUAACCAUUCCGAGAAAUUCUUUGCGUAUGCGUCUCUUCGGAUGUCCAAGAUCUGCUUGAGGACUGGGCCAACUUGCGCUAUGGCUCCGGGCUCUUUUGAGAAUAUGCGCUUCAUCCGAUCAAACAGCUCGUCAACAGUGCGGGCGUUGCCGACUAUCUUGUUCUCGGUAUACCAGAUGGUGCUCAAGCCGGCUUUCCGGAUCGCUUCCGCUACAUUCUGCGCGGUCGGGUUGCUCGGCGUGGGCACCACGGAGCUGGGCGGCGUCUUUAAUACAUAUCUCAAGAACUGGUCCAGGCUGGCUGGUUUCUGUCUGUUGAUCCUGUCUCCUAUCUUUGCGGGCCUUGCCAGGUGCCCGACGAAGGAAACGCCAAGCUCAAGCGGCUGGGUUCGCGGAUUACAGCUGACCAGCUCAGCAAUUAUGAUGACCAGAAUGGCGAAGUUGAACCUCAUCUUGCCGUCUCCUGGGUGAGAAGUGUUAAUGAGAUUCGAGGCAACCGGGAAUGACGACGUUGAUGAUGGAAGACAUGAGGGUGCUCCGCAAA